Amborella trichopoda is the source of this 1284-nucleotide messenger RNA. Its product is annotated as rhodanese-like domain-containing protein / PPIC-type PPIASE domain-containing protein. The record is from RefSeq and is a predicted model, not a curated record. Lineage: Eukaryota; Viridiplantae; Streptophyta; Magnoliopsida; Amborellales; Amborellaceae. Gene Ontology annotation, molecular function: peptidyl-prolyl cis-trans isomerase activity.
AAUUUGAUUAUUUAGAGCCUUAGCUCUAUAUAAACUUUUCCCCUUCUGUUUGUGCUUUGGGUCUCAAUAUUUGGAUAUCUAGUACUUACUCUCUCUAUGCAUACAGCUCCAUGGUUCCAGCCAUGUUGAGGAAUCCCUCUUUAACUUUCACAAGCCUAUGCCAUUUCAGAGUUCAGUUUCUCUCUCUAAAUUUCCCUACUUGGAGACGAUCCCAUUGCUCGCUGCAUUUCCUGUCACCCUCUAUUCACAAAUACUCAAUACCCAAUUGCGCUUUCAGAUUCAGUAACAAAAUAAUGGUGGGGAGUCCAAGGCUCAAUCCUAGAGUUGCUUUCAGUGCUGGGAAGUUUGAAGGACAGAAUAAGGAAAUACUUGUGCAACACUUGCUUGUGGGUGAACAAAACCUCGAACUUCUUCUUGAGCUUCAAAAGAGGAUAGCUGGAGGAGAGGAUUUGAGUGAUUUGGCAGUUGAAUUCUCCAUUUGUCCAUCAAAAGAAGAGGGGGGAAUGCUUGGGUGGGUUCAAAAGGGACAAAUGGUGCCAAAGUUUGAGGAGGCUGCAUUCAGUGCACCCCUUAAUAAAGUAGUUAGAUGCAAAACAGAUUUUGGUUGGCACUUGUUGCAAGUGUUAUCUGAGAGGGAAGGAUCCCUGCUUCAAGACAUUGGGCCUGAGGAAUUUCAUCUGAAAAUGGAAGAACAAGAUUUCAUUGAUGAAGCUCAGCUAUUGGAUGUUCGAGAACCUGAUGAAGUAGCUCAAGCUUCCUUGCCAGGUUUUAAAGUCCUUCCACUUCGCCAAUUUGGAAAUUGGGGCCCAGAGAUAACAAAUGAGUUUGAUCCCAACAAGGAUACUUAUGUUCUUUGUCACCAUGGGGUAAGGUCUCUACAAGUUGCAAAAUGGUUGCAAUCACAGGGUUUUAAGAGAGUAUUCAACAUAGCAGGGGGCAUACAUGCAUAUGCUGUUAAAGCUGAUGCCUCUGUACCAACCUACUAAGAUAUUAUUGGCAGAAACAGUGGACAGAGUGACUGAGCAGAUGGGCUUGCAGUUUUGCAUAGUGAAUGGUUCAACCGUUACAUAUUUGAGUGAACAGUUCACUCUCGGAGCAUGUUUUGUUCCUAGGAUCGGAAAGCACUGCAGAUGCUGGUUUUUGAUAUGUGGCAUGUAAUACAAGUAGUUUCACUGCCUUUUUUUUAACUUAAUAUGGAAAAGAAUGCAGAAUAAAUUGUGCAUAGUUUAGUGAGAUCAACUUCUUUAUUUCUCUUUGAAUUGGAGAAAGAAAGAAUUCACUCCA